Messenger RNA from Pectinophora gossypiella (pink bollworm), 3376 nucleotides. RefSeq lists its product as uncharacterized. Gene Ontology annotation, cellular component: transcription regulator complex; nucleus. The transcript is spliced from 2 exons. Gene Ontology annotation, molecular function: DNA binding. The record is from RefSeq and is a predicted model, not a curated record. NCBI's taxonomy places the organism in Eukaryota, Metazoa, Arthropoda, Insecta, Lepidoptera, Gelechiidae. Gene Ontology annotation, biological process: regulation of transcription by RNA polymerase II. The coding region runs from base 119 to 787 and encodes 222 amino acids.
UUCCGCUGCGGCAAUCACUCCGCUUCGUCGCUGUACGCGAUCGGUCGCGUUGCCGCUCGCACCACGCACCGAAACCGCUCCACGAUCGUACAACGAAUUCCAUAGUAAAUUCCCUACCAUGGCUUAUACUUUAGACGUCGAACUAUUUAUCGGUGAAGUGAAGAAAUACCCAGUGAUAUGGGACCUAAAUAGUGAAAACCACCGGUAUAAAAAUAGAAAGCAAGCUGCAUGGGAGGAAAUAGCUAAAGUUUUAAUAGAAGACUUCAAUGAUAUGACAGAGGAGGAAAAAAUUGAUGUUUACAAGAAGCUAAACAGCAAAUGGCGGAACAUUCGGGACUCAUUCGUGAGGAACGCUAAGAGGAAAGACGGGAAGAAGGGAGGCUACAUGUACGCGAAGCAUUUGACCUUCCUAAACAACACGUACAAACAAAACAGUGACGAAGAAUGGAGUGACGAGGAGACUAGGAAAAAAGCUAAUUUAACAAAAACCGAAGUCGAUAGUUGGAGCAUUGAAGAAGACAAUUCCUUAGAAAGUGUGAAGAGAAAAAUAGACAAACAAGACACUAUAGAGUACGUCGACACACCGGUGCUACCAGAUGCUACAUGUAGUUAUCCAAUAGAAGACGAAGACAGAUCCUUCUUCGACUCCUUACUUCCAGCAGUACGAAAGUUCGACUUAGAUCAGAAACUUGAAUUUCGAAGUGAAGUGCUAUGUUUAAUUAAAACUAUUAGAAACAGUGACAAAAGACUGAGACUCGACGCAUCAACUGGAGAAUUUAGACUAUGAUACUUUUUUAGUAAUGUAGGUUAAGUGCUUUUCUAAUAAAUUACUAUUUUUAUAACGACUGUUUUAAGAGACAUUAAAAAUUUAUAACAAAGAAUUUAUAAAACCCCUAUUUGGAAGUGUGCCCUAGUUUCAAGCCAAGCCUUUCAUGUUACAUUACAAUAACGUGAAAACGCAACUUUACGUGAGACAAUUUAAAUUUAAGUACCACUAUUACACACAAUAGCAUAUAAAUGCAAUAUGAGUAAAAAAUGAUCUUUAAUAUCGGUUCGGUUCUACGUAGGUAUACUGCAUCAAAAAAUGUGAGCUAAAGGUAGAAUGAGUGAGUGAGUUGUCUUUUAACCAUCACAGAGUCAUUGAAAGUAAAAUCGACAACUGGAGCUGUUCUCAGAAUUUAAAUUUGCUUCAUGGAAACUCCGGUACCUCUAUGAAUUAAAGCUACACAGACAUAAAUAGAUUUUUUUUCUAGUGGUAGUAGUGACCAUUAGAAUGUUUUUUUCUAACUCGCUUUAUGUUCUCUAGAGGGCGCCACAUUGAAUUUAGCGUAUUACACAUACUAUAUAGAGGUCAAACAUAUUAAGUAUAACUCUCCUUUUUUCUUCGCCGACACAGUCAGGUUAAAAAACGAAUCAAAGCGCAAACAAGAUGCGCCAGAAACCUACUCCACUUACGCGGAGUGCAUAUUCACAUUACAAACCAAGUGAUAUGAUGUGAUCUGUACCAAGAACAGCAACAAGUCAUCAUCAUAAUAAUAAAGUGUACUUGUCUGUCGGACACAGUACAUACAACUCUUGUUACAAUCUAUCUAAAUAAAGCGCCAAGCUGGCAACGUUGUGGGGAAAGUAGCGGAGCGGCAACGUGCCGCGAUCGAUAGACCGCGGUCGCGGGGCGGGGGGCUGACCCUUCCCGACAACCUCACAUAUAUGAUACAUACGAUACGACGUGUUAUUGUAGUCAGAUGUGAGCACGUGUAACCCUACAUACUCGACGUGACGAGUUUUAACCUUUUUGUUCACGCGGGUUAAUUGAUGCUGAUAAUUUUUGCACUUCAUGAUUGUCAGGUUGAGUCGAGUUGAGAGUCGAAAGAUCAUUAAGGAACUUAAAACAUUUACAGUUUGAUCGCAAUAACAAACGCCUAAAGUUAAGAAAACGAUCCAAAUAGUAUUUAACAAAGAGGUCCCAACGCGGAACCCAGAAGAAGUAUUUCCUGCUAAAAAUUAAAUAUACAAAAUCGGAAACAUAAAUUAUGCAAUUAGAAACCAAUAAAUUACAGGCAAUAUUUAUGAAAUUAACAUUGGACCUUUAGAAACCUUAUCGUAGAUUUAUAUUACAGUAAUCAAAGGUCAAUGUAAUCAAACGCUUUGUAAAAGUCGUGUAAUGUGCAAUUAUGAUUCGACGCAAACAAACUGAUUAAUAAAUAUCGACUUCCUGUGCUGAUUGCAUUGUUUGUUUUGUAUUAUUUAGUUUUACCGACGUUGCUGUUGGCCAUCUACGUGAAUUGCGAUCGUAUGAAUUUGUCUAUUAUCACCUGGCAAAAAUACGCUAUCAUUACAUCUGAUGAAGUGUGAUGAGUGUAUUUACAAUCAAGAUACACGUUCCAAUAAAGUUUAUGACUAGCUCCGUCAACGACUACUUGGAGUAAUGAAAACUGACUUCAAAUAUUUUCAUCGUCACUUUCAAGUUCUAUGACGACGUGACGAUAGUCGACUGAAACAAUAGGCUCACAUGAGUCAGCUGACGACAGGAUUGCGUGAGUGAAAGCAAUCACCGCCCGUUUCCAUACCAUAGGUCCACAUUCAAUAAAUCCAACGCAGGUGUCGCUGACUCAGUAAAUUGUAAAUGUUCGUCGACUUUUUAUAUUAAGACCAAAGCACCAAGGGAACGAGAUAAAAGCUUCUACGAACUGGGAAAAACUAGAGAGAGAAUUUACAACGGAAUUUCUUUUUGGUACCUAAGCUGAGCAACAUUGCGAACGGCGGGAAGUGUUACCAAGUCACCAAUGACGUAUUUUUUAGGUUAUAAGUGACAAAUUUUAUCAUGCAAAUAUGCAAAAUUGUAUUCACCGCAUAAUGGCAUUUCGACUUUGUUUAUGACACCUUCGGGAACGUGGAGAACAGAAAUGGCGGACAACAGAUGUAAUAUUAUUCACAUUUAUAACCUGUUUAUCUGUGUGAAGAAAUCGAUGUGACAGCAUAAUUUCCAAGCGAUCGAGCUAUGCAAAUAGAUAAUUUACAAAAGCGUUUCUCUUUCCACAUCAAUGCGAAGAGCAAAACAAUUCAAUCACCGCUCAAUUAUGUAAGUCAGAGUCUACGUAAACAAGCUUAUUCAGGUAUUUGUUUGGUCAAUGUCCAUUCGACUAUACAUCCUGAUCCGAUCCUGCUUCCUGUGACUGGCAUAGAAAUAAGAUUGGGCUGUAUUAGGUUAUUCUUUACUAAAUAAAACGAUAUUUAUUUGAUUUCCUUUGGGACUUUUGCUCUGGCAACCCAAACUCUCGCGAGAUAUCGACCGGUUCGAAGUUAUUUUGGUUAGCUCUAACAAGAAUAUUACUAUGUACACGAUGUAAUAAAGCCUUAGUAAAUAAUGUAUUAGUUU